AUGGCCCCAAAAGUUAAGAACUCAGACACUAUCAACCAGAAGCUGGCCCUGACCAUCAAGUCAGGAAAGUACACCUUGGGAUUCAAGUCCACCGUCAAGGCUAUCAGACAGGGUAAGGCCAAGUUGAUUAUUAUCUCUUCCAACACCCCAGUCUUGAGAAAGUCCGAGUUGGAGUACUACGCCAUGUUGUCCAAGACCAACAUCUACUACUUCCAAGGUGGUAACAACGAGUUAGGAACUGCUUGUGGUAAGCUCUUCAGAGUUGGUACCCUGGCUAUUCUUGAUGCUGGUGACUCUGACCUGCUUUCCGUUGUUGGAAACUAA
Molecule: messenger RNA, 324 nt
Organism: Komagataella phaffii GS115
Lineage: Eukaryota; Fungi; Ascomycota; Pichiomycetes; Pichiales; Pichiaceae
Product: 60S ribosomal protein L30
Exons: 2
Coding region: 1-324 (107 amino acids)
Cellular component (GO): cytosolic large ribosomal subunit
Molecular function (GO): RNA binding; structural constituent of ribosome
Source: RefSeq, a predicted model, not a curated record